Canis lupus familiaris (dog) is the source of this 2619-nucleotide messenger RNA. It is a transcript of the gene STX11, whose product is annotated as syntaxin 11. Lineage: Eukaryota; Metazoa; Chordata; Mammalia; Carnivora; Canidae. Gene Ontology annotation, cellular component: SNARE complex; synaptic vesicle; endomembrane system. The record is from RefSeq and is a predicted model, not a curated record. The coding region runs from base 566 to 1501 and encodes 311 amino acids. The transcript is spliced from 3 exons. Gene Ontology annotation, biological process: exocytosis; intracellular protein transport; synaptic vesicle fusion to presynaptic active zone membrane. Gene Ontology annotation, molecular function: SNARE binding; SNAP receptor activity.
GGCCCUUGAAAGAAAUAAGGCAUGAAUGGAUUAUAUGCAGUACCCACAUUUGCAUUGUCAUCAAUUACGAAUUCUGAUUUGCCUGGGGGCAUUUGUUUUGUAAAUGUUUCUUUGUUACUAGGGAUGUAGAGUUGUGGCAAAAGUUCCUGUUUCAUAACUGAUCUUUACCCAUCACCAACUUGUAGAAAAUAGGGUUUAAAGAAAUCGGCUAGAGUGGCCUGCUUUCAACACUGAGUGAUGCAAAGCCAUGUCAGCUCCUACCAAAGAUUCCUAUUUACGCCCUAGGCACAUAAGUAAGGAAAGGAGCUGUGGACUGAGAGGUACAUCUGUCAGCUUCCCCAAGGUCUCUUCAACAUGAUCAUCAUUCCAAGAGCAGGUACCUGUAAGAAGGCUGUCCACUGAAUCUGUGAGUUUACUGCUGAGACUUCGAUCUGUUUUCACUGUGUCACUUUUAAGUUAUGGGAGGUUGCUGGCCAUGGUCCAUGCACUCACAAAAAUUAUAAGCCAUUUUUGAAGGAUUCAGUCUACUUGAAGAUUGUGCUAAAGGGAAAAGUAAGACAAAAUCAUGGAGCUGCAAGAAGAGGAUGAAAUGGAUGAAGAAAAAGAGAAAAAAACCAUGUCUCAUCCCCAAAGCACGAUGAAGGACCGGCUGGCCGAGAUGCUGGAGCUGACCAAGAGCUAUGACCAGCAGUUCCCAGCCAGGGACGCGGAGUUCGACCCGCCCCACGAGGACGUCGUGUUCGAGACGGACCACAUCCUGGAGUCCUUGUACCGAGACAUCCAGGACCUCCAGGAGGAAAACCAGCAGCUGAUGACCGACGUGAAGCGGCUGGGAAAGCAGAACACCCGCUUCCUCACGUCCAUUCGGCGCCUCAGCAGCAUCAAGCACGACACCAGCUCCAUUGCCAAGGACAUCAAGGCCCGCAGCGAGAACAUCCACCGCAAGCUGCGCGCCCUGAAGGCGCGGGGCGAGGAGGCCGAGGAGGUGCACGGCGCCCACUCGGCGGUGGCGCGCAUCUCGCGGGCGCAGUACAACGCGCUCACGCGCACCUUCCAGCACGCCAUGCAGGGCUACAACCAGGCCGAGGUGAAGCAGCGCGACAACUGCAAGAUCCGCAUCCAGCGCCAGCUGGAGAUCAUGGGCAAGGACGUCUCGGACGACCAGAUCGAGGACAUGAUCGAGCAGGGCAAGUGGGACGUGUUCUCCGAGAAUUUGCUGGCCGACGUGAAGGGGGCGCGGGCGGCCCUCAACGAGAUCGAGAGCCGCCACCGCGAGCUGCUGCGCCUGGAGAGCCGCAUCCAGGAGGUGCGCAAGCUCUUCGUGCAGAUGGCGGUGCUGGUGGAGGAGCAGGCCGACACCUUGAACGUCAUCGAGCUCAACGUGCAGAAGACCCUCGACUACACCGGCCAGGCCAAGGUGCAGGUGCGCAAGGCCGUGCAGUACACGAGGAAGAACCCCUGCCGGACCCUCUGCUGCUUCUGCUGCCCCUGCCUCAACUAGCCGGUGGGCCCCCGCCGCCGCACCCCGCCGCACCCCACCCCACCCCUGACGGGAGUGGCCGGGAAGCGCACCGGGGAGGAUUUGGGGGACCUCUGCACAGGGGCGAGCUGCCCCAGAAGUCUAGGGCCUUCUGUCCUUAGAGCAAGAAGCAUUUUGAGGUGCGAGAAUUCCAACCCAGCUUGUGUUGGGGAAGGUGGCGGAUGCCAUCCGGUGUCUCUUCAGUGAGGACAGACACCUGCCGGAGUUGUGCGAGGUCAUAUGGCACGCGGCACCCUGAGGCUGUAAGCUUGCUGUAGGCUAGAUGCCCAAGGCUUGCUUCCUAACAAAACUCUAGGAGGAAGUCAGUUCUGUAUUGGCGGAUAGUAUGAACGCAUUAUCAAGACUUAAAUUCAUUUACUUUAUCCUGAAAGUCCCUCGGUUCUGUUCAAGUUCACAUGACAUUGAUCUUGGAGAAAACCGUACCUCUUCCAUGUCUGAUUCUUCAUCUGGCUUGUCCUGUGAGAUUCCUGCCUAGAGGUAUACCUUUUAUCUGCUCACCUCCCCUACUUACUAAAAUCACAUUUAACAAACUCAUUAUUUCCUUAUAUCUUUCACUUUUAGUAUCUCCCAUCACAGUAUAUUUUGGAUUUUUUCCAAAUACUUUUAAGCACUGAGUUUUGAGCAACCAUUCAAAUUGAAGUAUAUUGUCAGCCAUGUUUUGUAUAUUUUUCAUAAAUGUAAUACAAAUGCACAUAAUUAUAUAAAUGUAAAGGACUAAUACUAACACAUGUACAUAAUGACCAAUUGGUUUGACUGGACUUUUGUAACUAUGGUCUAUAAAUAUUAACAGCAACACUUUUUUACUGAUCAUUGGUGUUGGUUUGCUUGUUUUGAGUUUAUCUUACUCCCAUCUCCAUAGUCACGGUUCUAUUUUGAACCAUUCUGUGUUGGUUAUGGUGAUAGAGACAGAUGUUAAAGGCUAAAAUGCAUAAAGAACUGGAGAUAAUAAAAUAGCAUUCUUGGAAAUACUACUUUUGUUUUACUGUGGGACCAUUCCUUUCAUGUACUGAAAUGGAGUAAUUUAAAAUAAAAUAAUCAUGUUUUUCAAUUCAGCCUAAUAAACAUUACAUUAUAAUAUC